Salmo salar (Atlantic salmon) is the source of this 5674-nucleotide messenger RNA. The record is from RefSeq and is a predicted model, not a curated record. Lineage: Eukaryota; Metazoa; Chordata; Actinopteri; Salmoniformes; Salmonidae.
UCAUAGGUUUCAAUGAUCAGGAAAGAGCUUCAGAAAAGAUUCCUUGACCGAGUGACUGUGGAGAAUAUAUCCAAUGUUCAAGGCAAACAGUUCAGAGCAAUAGUAAUGACAGCCGUUCAAACCCGUGACAGCCUUCACCCUCCUGACUCAUAUUGUGUGGAGUUUUUCAACGAUGCUCGCAUGCUGAACACAGCCAUGACUAGGGCUCAAUCCCAGGUUGUUGUGGUUGGAGAUGCUGCUGCGCUUUGCUACUUUGGGAAGUGCUCAAGAAUCUGGAGAAGCUACAUUCACCAUUGUAUUAGCAAGGGAAGUGCUGAACCGAAACACCUUACCAAUGACUUCAUUGAUGGAAAUCUCAAGAUUCCAAAGGACAGAAUACCUGGAUGAGAGCAGCACUCAGUCAGUCAUGUUUGAUACAGAGAACGACAUGGAUGCUAUUCUCCAAGAACUACUAGAGGAGCAAAACAGGGCACACUACAAUUCAUCUUAUGGAGACAGUUCAGAAUGUGAACAUGUACUGGAACGAAAGAGACCAUACGAUAGUGCCAAAGUUGAAAGAGAUGCCUUGUUGCAGUUGUUGAGAGAGCAGCCCAAUGUGUACAAGCGAGGUGAAUUGGUCAUGGAGAAACAUAAUUCAGGUUAUAUCAUUCCAUUUGACAACCCAACUAACCACAUUAUCAUCAAAGGUAGAGGUAACCUCGGCAAGUCCUUCUGUGGUGAUGAAGUGGUGGCCGAAGUAGUUCCUUGUGAGGGUAUUCCACAAGGAAAAGUGUUAGGCACCAUCAAGGCAGCUGAAUCCCGUCGUGUGUUUGCUUGUACCCUUGAAGUUGAAGAUGACCAGAAACCCAAAACGAAGUCUGAAUAUCAAUUCCUCCGAAAAAUAAUGGUACCCCUCAACACAAACACCACCAAAAUGUGUACCUUGGUCAGCAAGAAGAGUCACAAUUUUAUUCCAAUAUGGAAGCACGAUGAUGGAGAAUGGGAAAUUGUCAGAUAUCAACACCUUGAUGAAGAAAUCAAACGCAAUCAUGUAUUUAUGGUGGAAGUGUUUUGCUGGAAAACGAAAACAGAAAACAAAGGAAACUAUGCCUAUCCGUUAGGGAACGUGAUAGAUAUUCUUUCCAUAGGAUCAUCUUUGGAGGAGGGCUUAAGGAUUUUGGAUGCAGAAUUUAAAGUUCAACCGUUGCCUCCCAGCCAUGUUUUAGCUAAACCAUGUUCCUGGGAAGACACCCAAAAUGGUAACAGAAAGGACCUCCGAAAGUUGAUUACUUUCACUGUUGACCCAAAGAAAUCCCAAGACUUGGAUGAUGCUAUCAGUGUCAUUGACAUGGAAAGCCAUUAUGAGGUUGGAGUCCACAUAGCAGAUGUGGCAAGUUUCGUGAAUCUUGGCGAUUCAUUGGAUGCUGCUGCACAAAAACAUGGUGCAACAUUUUACAGCCCUAGAAAAGAACCAGUUUACAUGUUCCCAAAACCAGAUAGCAUCUACCACUUGAGUCUCCUGCCUGGUCGAGAUCGAAAGGUAGUUUCGUUAAUGGUAAAAGUGGACAAGGCAACACACAAAAUCACUGAAAAGAAAUUCCAGCUUUCGCAAAUCAAGUCCGAUAGAAAGUUGUGUUAUGAUGAGGCAGAGGACAUCCUCAGUAACCGGUCAGAAGAAGAGGCCAAGUUUGAUACUAUAGAAGACUGUGUUUCUGUGGCAUAUCGUUUUGCCAAAGUCCAAAGGAAGGCCAGGCUUGGCAAGGAUUGGAGCUAUAAACGAUUGGACGAUCACCAUAAGCCAGGGAAGAGGAGAUCCAGUCAGAUGAUUGAGGAGCUUAGUAUACUGUUCAACUAUUCUGUGUCUGAAUUUUUGAUCAAUGCAAAUGAAACCAAGAACUGCACUCCACUCCGAUGUCAAGUAAGACCUGACCCUGAAAUGUUAGAAGACUUGAAAGAGCAAUACAAAGACAUCAUACCACUGUCCUCACACCUGAGGCACAACCUUGACCAUGACAUUAAACUUGACCAGGAGGCCAUGGAGAGCAAAAGCUUCUACGUGCUAACAUCAAUAUGGAAUGAGAUCCUGUCAGCUGCCAAGAAAGAGGUAGUUGACACUGACACAAUGAUUGAUCUGAUUGGUACAGAUGACAUCUACCCCCAACUCCUUCCAGUGAUAUAUGAGUUUAGGAAGUGUCUUGACCAAGCCUACUUCAUCCGUUCCAAUUCAUCCCUUAAGGCAACAGUUGGGCACUAUUCCUUGCAACUUGAGUCCUAUACACAAGCAUCCUCGCCCAUACGCCGCUACAUGGAUAUUAUCCUGCAAAGGCUUUUGCAUUCGGUCCUAAGCGGCACUCCAGUCCAAUAUUCUCCACAAGACAUUGACAUUCUGUGUCAGAAGAUUGAAGACAGCUACAAGAAGGCCAAUGAGUAUGAAAAGAAGGCUGCGAUGAUAUCUUUUGCCAUCAACAUGAAGAAACAACAUUUUCUGAAGCUAGCAUUUGUUGUUGGUGUAGCAGUAGGAGACAGUUUCAAGCUGUCAUUUCCGUUCGACAGGCACUCUUUUCCAGAGUGUUUUCCUGUUAUGUACAGAGAUUUGCAACUGGAGGAUCAACCACUGUAUGAUUCAAAUGAGAACCAAAUGACUCUGACAUGGAGAAGACGAGUGUACUCAAUUGACACUGCCAAUAUUCACCAAGAGCUAAAAAAGGUGCAAAAUUCAGCUGCCUGCAUCAAGCUACCACAAAAGACUUGGCAAGCCAUUGUUAAUGCAAUGGACCAUGAAAAAUGGAACAAAGCAAGGUCUCUCAUACUAGAUGCCACAACAAAACAAACAGAAAAUGUAAAGAGUAUUUUAAAACAUGCCAAGAUGGAUUUGCUUGAAGCUGGGAAUGACUCCCAUAGAACUGCACAUGGACAAGCUGAAAAAAUUGAAAUGGAGCACUAUGUUGAUCUUACCCUAGAUUUGAAGCCAGGAGACACACUUCAAGUCCAAAUGACAUCUGAAAGAAAAAAAGGUUAUUGGACACCCACUGUUCAGUUGGUGUGCAUCAAACCAAUAUUUGAGGUGUGUGUAGACCAUGCCCACAGUCCUAUCAAAUGCUUCUCCAAAUGUGCAAACUAUCCAUCUAAGAGUGAAUAUAGCAACGCAAGAGAGUAUGUGAAGAUCUGGCAACCACUUUGUGAGAUGGAGUCUGCAGACAACGCUGUGGAUGAAAGUGACAGCAUAAUAAUUGAGGACCUGAAGCUGAACUUGAAGCAAGGGAACAGACUGAAAGGAAGUUUUGACCUUCCACUCAAAUACAUUAAAGAAUGGGCCAUUGAAUGCAACCUUAGCAAGUGCUUUCUGUGCAUCCGAAAAAGGGGAUUGAAACUGACUUCAAUCCCUGACCAAUCAGAGGAAGUAGUCGACCCUAAGAAUUACACAUGGGUAGCACAUGGUGUUACAACAAAGUUUGAAGAACCAAAAAACAACCAAAAUCAAGCCAGAAAAGUGCACUUCUACAUCAACCACUUGCCAAUGGAUACCAUUCCGGAGUGUGUCUACCAGAGAAAGACGACAUACACGGUUGAGAUAAUCCCAAAGCUUCUGACAGACAUACGUAAAGAAAUGGCUGUGAACAACAUUGUGUCUGCAAAUGAGCUUGUUCAGAAAAUAGCCCUAGGACAACACAUUCCAAAAGGAGCGUCGCAAUCUGUUGUACCACCACGGUACCAACUCAUAAGGGAAAAGGCACCAGAGGGUCUCCCAGAGCUGAAUAAAAGUCAAAUUGAUGCAGUGGAGAAAGCUCUGAAUAACAACUUCACAAUCAUACAAGGGCCACCUGGGACUGGAAAGACUGUUUUAGGAGUUUACAUUGUGUACUGGUUCCUUGUGCUGAACUCCAAAAACCCCAGGAUAUUUGAAAAUCCGAAGGACAAGGACAAGAAAGAAGUUAUUCUUUGCUGUGGUCCUUCCAAUAAGUCUGUCGAUGUGGUUGCUGAGUGCCUGGUGAAGUUUGGAGACAAGUUGAAGCCCCUCAGGGUGUACAGCCGACAACUGGAGAUGGCGGAGUACCCUUACCCAGGGAGUGUCCUUCAGCUCUCUCCCAGGUCACUUCGCCAUGAGCGGUCCAAGGCAGAACUCCGAGAUAUUACCUUGCAUCAUCGCAUACGGGAAGAACAAAAUCCACAUUCCACGGCAAUAAAAGAGUUUGACCACAGAAUAAAGCUAGCAAUAGACUCAAAGGGAGAGGAGUUGACAGAAGAAGAAGUUGAGGACUACAAAAGGCUUCUGAAUAAAGCUCGUGUGCAUGAGCUGCAGAGGCACGAUGUCAUUCUGUGCACCUGUACAGCAGCCUCUUCUCCUAACCUCACUAAAACAGUCAGUGCACGCCAAAUUCUUAUUGAUGAAUGUGCCAUGGCAACAGAACCUCAGGCCCUCAUCCCAUUGGUCAGCAACAAACCAGAAAAGAUUGUGUUGCUCGGUGACCAUAAACAACUACGUCCCAUCUUUAAGAAUGAACUUCUAAGGAAGUUGGGGAUGUCAAAGUCUCUGUUUGAGCGUUACUUUGAGUGCCGGUCCCAGACAGUGAUGCUGGAUACCCAGUACAGAAUGCAUGAAGAUAUAUGCAAGUUCCCAUCGGAGGAAUAUUAUGAAGGAAAACUGAAGACUGAAGUGAAUCACUCAAGCAGUGUCCUUCAGGCUGACAGCCAACAGACGCACAUUGUUUUCGGGAACGUCAUUGGAGAGGAGGUCAGCCUGGUUGUGAGCAUGGAAAAGGGUAGUGAAAACUCCAAAGCGAAUAGGGAGGAGAGAAAUGAAGUGAUCCGGCUCGCCAAAUCACUGGUAAAAGAAUCCAAAAUAAAACAACAGAAUAUUGCAAUUCUAUCACCCUACAACGCCCAGGUGUCUGAACUUAAGAAAGAACUUGGUGAACUCAAAAUGGACAAAAUCACUGUCACCACCAUCACAAAAAGUCAAGGAUGUGAAUGGCGCUACGUCAUUCUGUCCACUGUGCGCUCAUUACCCAGCAAGGAGAUCGAGAUCGAGCCGGACAGGGCCUGGAGGUCUAAACAUGUGGGCUUUGUUGGCGACCCCAACCAGAUAAAUGUGGGCAUCACCAGGGCCAAAGAGGGACUGUGCAUUAUCGGUAACCAAGAGUUGUUGAGCCGCAGUGGCGCUUGGAGACAGCUCCUCAAACAUUAUACAGCAAGGAACUUUGUCACAGAAGCUGACAAGAUCUCUGUGCAAAGCAUCCUGUAAGCUACAUUGAAAGACAUGGUCUCGGCACCGGAUCAGUGCACUAUGAAUAGUAAAAUUAGAAUUAGUUUUCAGAGACAAUGUAUUAUGUGCUUUUAAUUUCUAUAUUGCAAUGUUGAAUCAAAUUAGUUAUAAUCUGCACUCACUGCCAUUUUUAAGUGACCUUUAAAUUAUCUGUCAAUUGUAUUAGUGUAAAUUUUUUACUGCUAACUAUACUGUUUGUUAAUAUAUACACUGUAUACAUACAGUUGAAGUCAGAAGUUUACAUACACCUUAGCCAAAUACAUUUAAACUCAGCUUCUCACAAUUUCUGAAAUGUAAUCCUAGUAAAAAUUCCCUGUCUUAGGUUAGAUAGGAUCACCACUUUAUUUUAAGAAUGUGAAAUGUCAGAAUAACAUUACAGAUAAUUAUUUAUUUCAGUUUUUAUUUCUUUCAUCACAUUCCCAGUGGGUCAGA